ACGGGUGUCGACGUCGACGCGGCCUCGUCAGGCAAUCCUAUCUGGCCUCUCACACUGGGCACCUUCCGCAAUGACGAACACACGCGGGAGCAAUUCGGCCACUUCGGCGAGUACCACCAACUCGCAGGGAGUGCUUAUGGUCGGACCCAAUUUUAAGGUCGGCAAGAAAAUUGGAUGUGGAAAUUUCGGUGAACUGCGGCUCGGAAAAAACCUGUACAACAACGAGCACGUGGCAAUCAAGCUGGAACCGAUGAAAAGUAAAGCACCACAAUUACAUCUUGAGUAUCGAUUUUACAAAUUACUCGGGCAAGCAGAGGGUCUUCCACAAGUGCAUUACUUUGGACCAUGUGGAAAAUAUAAUGCAUUAGUUAUGGAAUUGCUUGGACAUUCACUUGAAGAUCUUUUUGAUUUAUGUGAUCGACAUUUCUCACUCAAAACAGUUGCCAUGGUGGCUAUGCAGUUGAUCCGAAGAAUCGAAUACGUGCACACAAAACACUUAAUCUACCGUGAUGUGAAACCGGAAAACUUUCUGAUCGGACGUUAUUCAACACGCAAACAGCAUGUUCUUCACAUCAUUGACUUUGGACUUGCAAAGGAGUACAUUGAUUGUGAUACGGGAAAACACAUCGCGUACAGGGAACACAAGUCGCUGACGGGUACUGCACGAUACAUGUCGAUUAAUACUCAUCUCGGCAAAGAGCAGUCACGACGAGAUGAUCUCGAAGCUCUCGGUCACAUGUUUAUGUACUUUUUGAGAGGAAGUCUUCCAUGGCAAGGUUUGAAAGCCGAUACACUGAAAGAACGAUAUCAAAAGAUUGGUGAUACGAAACGACAGACAGCUGUAGAAGUUUUGUGUGAAGGAUUCCCUGAUGAAUUUGCUCAAUAUCUUCGUUAUGCUCGUCGCCUUGAUUUCUUUGAGACUCCUGAUUAUGAUUUCUGCUAUAAUCUUUUCAAAUCUGUACUUGAUCGACUAGGUGCUACUUAUGACUACGAAUUUGACUGGACGCCAAAGCUCAACAAUGUUUCGACGCCUUCUGGUUCCCUUCAUACGUCAGAAUCGAAAGAUGUGAAAAGGACUGACCGUGGAGAGCUGAAAGUCAGUCAAGCAGCUGCUCAUGCUCAAUUUGGAUCUACUCAGGUGAUUAACUCGAAUGCCGGUGAAGUUGUUGAAGAGAGUCGAAAUACGGAAGGACGAACAGCUGCAGGAGACAAUUCAAGUGGAGAAGUGAAAUGCUGUUGCUUCAGGAGACGUCGGAGGAAGCACAACAAUGCGACCCCAGCUACACAAAAAUAGCACAAGCUAAACGGAUAGAUGCCAUUCCAUCUCAAUUAUCCCACCCCACUAUCCACAUUCUUCGUCCCCAUGCUCCCCCGCGCGCCUCGAAAAUACUUUCCCCGUCAUCAUUUCCGUAUCUGUGAUGAUUCAAAGUGUGUGCACCAAGACGACUUUCUUUCUUUGCUCUUCUUUUUUUUAUAAUUUUAUUCAUUCUUCUAUUUCAAGAAAGGUUGCUCCCCCGUCUUCAGGUACACAUUUGUUUAUUGUUUGUUUCUUUUCUAUUCAUUUUCGAUAAUUUUCUACUCCUCUUCUAGUUGCUCACACUGAUGCACAUCCGAUAUAGUUCGAAAUGGAGAAACUCUUCCUUCAGGAAUAGUAAUCGGAUUUGAAUUUUUACUCUUCCAAAUACAUUCAAUUAUUGCAUAUAUAUCUUUAAGUACCCCAAGCAUCCCCCCACUCGAAUUAAACCUAUCAAAGUGUUGUUUUCCAAAGAAAAAAAGCAAAAGAAACCGAUGUACGUUCCCACACCCACCCAAAAUCCACUCCAUUCUUCUUCUUCAAUUAUUUCAAUUUCAUCCUCAUCAUCAAUCGUUUUACCCCGGAUUCCCCCACCAGUUACUUUUUACCCAAUUCUUCCAUAUAUUUUAUAUACGUCUUCAAUUCUCAACCAAUAUAGCGUGGUGAAAAAACUUGUGAUUUUGCAUUAUUUAACUCUUUUUCUGUUCUUUCCUAUUUCCUUUUUCAUCAGUUUUUCCACACACACACACACACCUUUGGAAUUAAAAAAAAAACUUUUUUUUGCUCGCUCAUUCAAUAUUGCAGCUAAUUUUUUUUUUGUUUUUUCGUGUCUUCUCCAAUUCUCAACAAACACACAAAACUUCAAGAUUCAUAAUUUACUGGAUUUUUAUCGAUUUCUUAUGGUUUUUCUUUUCUUUUUUUCUCAGAUCCCCAAUUUUUGCCCCCAAAUUCCCCCCACAAACACCCUGACUUUUUCUCACCUAUCACUAUGAUUAUUUUAUUAUUAUAUAUUUUAUAUUAUUUAUGUGACAAAAAGAAUGAAUUCCAUCCAUGUGAA
This is a messenger RNA of Caenorhabditis elegans, 2351 nucleotides long. RefSeq names its product Casein kinase I gamma (gene csnk-1). Lineage: Eukaryota; Metazoa; Nematoda; Chromadorea; Rhabditida; Rhabditidae. The transcript is spliced from 8 exons. Bases 71 to 1294 code for a protein of 407 amino acids. Gene Ontology annotation, cellular component: cytoplasm; cell periphery; cell cortex. Gene Ontology annotation, molecular function: protein serine/threonine kinase activity; protein kinase activity; ATP binding. The record is from RefSeq and is marked reviewed.